AAUUUUUGGGUUGAGUUUGUGAGCUGCACUCUACACGUUGCUAAAGUCGACGUUGAGCUCGAGGAGGUCCCGAUGACCUUUUCUCAAGUCUACCUGACUUACAAAGAAGCGAAUGAUGGCAGCCCCCAACGGCAAACCGAGGGGCAAGAAGCCGAAGCCCGAAAACCCAAUAUCGGCAGCAACCCGAGCUUGGCUUCUCUCACUUCCCCCGCAAGCCCAGCCAUGGCGAACCUCUGAUGAACUGGACACUCUUCUUAACCAACAAACACCGAAACGGUUCGCCAUCUACGAGCCUAUGCUUCUCCUCCCCAGCGGGAGCUUCGAUAAGGACCUUUGGCGCACUCUCCUUGGCCACCCCGACAUCACUAACGACAAGAUUCACCAGCUAUGGGAUGCGAUCCUGCGGGACGUCUCAAAGACGGGCUCAAGCAUGCUCACUCACCUCGCCGUCAAUGAAGGAAUCCCUCUCCAGACGGGCGCCAAGACAGACGACGGGAACACCGUCGAAAAGGGCGAGAACAUCCUCCGGACCCCCAGCGGCCUCAAGAUCCUGCAUGGCGACUUUGGCACUCCCGUCAAUCCAGCCAAGCCCUCGUCUGAGGACUUUGAGGCGGCCUUUUGGGUGUCAACCAAACAGAACGGCAUCUAUCAGACAUGGGCCCCGCGCUGGACCAUGUUCAGCCGGGGAAACAUCAAGGAAAAGACACGCCUCCUCGAGUUUCACAGCCACGCAGUCCCCGAAGCCAUGUCUCAUCGCCGUCGCCCCGCGUCUUCGCUCAAGAAGCAUUGGGCGGUGGAUUUGUACGCGGGCAUCGGCUACUUCACCUUCUCGUACGCCAAACUCGGCCUGAGGGUCCUCUGCUGGGAGCUGAACCCGUGGAGCGUUGAAGCCCUGCGCCGCGGUGCCGUCGCCAACGGGUGGCGGGUCAGGGUUGUCCAGGGUGCCGACCUCGAGCUACCCGCCGCCCAACUCCUCACAGGUGACGAGCAGAUCGUCGUUUUCCUCCAAGACAACCAGAAAUCUGCAGACAGGAUAGCAGACAUGCGUGUCUCGGGUACUCCGGUCAAUAUCCUACACGUCAAUGGCGGGCUGCUCCCGACCAGCGAGCCCACGUGGCGGCCGGCGUGGGACAUGACAGCCACAUCCCCUGAAGGCUGCUGGCUGCAUCUCCACGAAAAUGUCGGCAUUCAUGACAUCGAACCGAGACGCGCAGACAUUCAAAGCCUGUACGAUGGCUGGGCGGCAGCGACAGAGAGCGGCCGGGCCGCGACGGUCGAGCAUGUCGAAUUAGUCAAGACGUACGCGCCCGACGUCUGGCAUUGCGUCUUUGAUGUACAUAUUACAAGAUCUAAUAAGAUUACAUAACCGUCGUGAAUCGCUUGUCUCUCGUUCCUGUCAACGUUGUCGGCCUAUACCGCCUGCUACUUCAUCCUUCCUUUGAGAGGGGAGGGGGUGAGCGAAUCGAGCGCUAUGACCGCCGAAACUUUUGCGGGAUGUUGACUUCGACAACGGCCAUCUGGUCGAGUUGCUCUAACCUCUCCUGCUCGUCCUCCAUCUGCUCGUGCUUCUUGAAGUGCUCGAUGUCCUCGGGGUGCGUCAGAUCUUCGAGCUUGGUGUUCUCGUCGUGGUACCUGGUGUCACUCCCGUCAGCUUCUCCCUCUACUCUACCGGGAAUAGAC
Messenger RNA from Colletotrichum navitas, 1680 nucleotides. RefSeq names its product tRNA wybutosine-synthesizing protein. The record is from RefSeq and is a predicted model, not a curated record. Gene Ontology annotation, biological process: tRNA methylation; wybutosine biosynthetic process. The coding region runs from base 113 to 1366 and encodes 417 amino acids. Lineage: Eukaryota; Fungi; Ascomycota; Sordariomycetes; Glomerellales; Glomerellaceae. Gene Ontology annotation, cellular component: cytoplasm. Gene Ontology annotation, molecular function: S-adenosylmethionine-dependent methyltransferase activity; tRNA methyltransferase activity. The transcript has a single exon.